Molecule: messenger RNA, 462 nt
Organism: Prosopis cineraria
Lineage: Eukaryota; Viridiplantae; Streptophyta; Magnoliopsida; Fabales; Fabaceae
Product: S-protein homolog 5-like
Exons: 1
Coding region: 1-462 (153 amino acids)
Source: RefSeq, a predicted model, not a curated record
AUGAGGAGGCAAUAUUCAGCAUCUCUUUUUCUUCUCAUGGCGUCACUGCUCUUGGCGGUAUCAUUAACGGAAGACACAAGAGAGGCAGCAACAGCGUCAUCUGAAGGUGGAAUAAAGUUCCCUUUAUGGCCAACGAGGCACGUGAGAAUCACGAACGACCUGGGGAAGGGUCGCGUUUUGAAGAUUCACUGCAAAUCCAAGAACGAUGAUCUGGGAGUGCACAACCUCUCGUUUCAAAGCACAUAUCAAUGGAAGUUCAGGAGCAACAUAUUUCUGAGGGUGACGUUGUUUUAUUGCUACAUGUGGUGGGGGAAAGUGGAGGGAAGUUUUAAUGUGUACGAAGCAGCGAGAGACGAUAAGAAGUGCGAGGACUGCAAGUGGAGCAUCAGAACUGACGGUGCUUACUGGUUCGAUCCUCAAAAUGGCCACUGGAAUCUCUUGUAUCGAUGGCCUAAAACCUAG